Messenger RNA from Austrofundulus limnaeus, 9674 nucleotides. Its product is annotated as Down syndrome cell adhesion molecule-like protein 1. The record is from RefSeq and is a predicted model, not a curated record. NCBI's taxonomy places the organism in Eukaryota, Metazoa, Chordata, Actinopteri, Cyprinodontiformes, Rivulidae. Gene Ontology annotation, biological process: cell-cell adhesion. The transcript is spliced from 32 exons. Gene Ontology annotation, molecular function: protein binding. The annotation marks the transcript as partial.
UCACUGUCGGACUUUGAGCUGACAAAGUUGUGUCUGUUUGCAGUACACAGUGAGGAUGUGGGCUCUACCAGGCUGUACUUUGUGAACGCCUCUCUGCAGAGGGUCACCUACUCCAGCUCCGUGGGGGUGUCCCUGCCCUGUCCUGCGGGGGGCACCCCCAGUGCCAUACUGCGCUGGUACCUGGCCACCGGCGACGACAUCUACGACGUGCCACACAUCCGCCACGUGCACGCCAAUGGCACCCUCCAGCUGUACCCCUUCUCGCCCUCGGCCUACAACAGCUACAUCCACGACAACGACUACUUCUGCACGGCCGAGAACCAGGCCGGCAAGAUCCGCAGCCCCAACAUCCGCAUCAAAGCUGUUUUCAGGGAGCCCUACACUGUGCGGGUGGCGGACCAGCGCUCAAUGCGGGGCAACGUAGCAGUGUUCAAGUGCCUCAUUCCUGCUGCUGUCCAGGAGUACGUKAGCGUCGUGUCCUGGGAAAGAGACACCGUUUCCAUCGUUCCAGGUAACCGGUUCUCCCUGACCUCCUUUGGGGCUCUUUACAUCUCUGAUGUCCAGAAGGAGGACGCCCUGUCCACGUACCGCUGCAUCACCAAGCAUAAGUACAGCGGUGAGACACGACAAAGCAACGGGGCCAGGCUGUCAGUCAUGGACCCCAGUGAGUCCUCGCCCGCCAUCUUGGACAGUUUCCAAGCAGGAGAGGUGUAUGCAGGCCAGAGCAUUGAGCUCCCCUGCGCAGCGGGCGGAUACCCCAGCCCCACCGUGCGCUGGCUGAAAGACGGCCGGCCGCUGCCCUCGGACGCUCGCUGGACACGGCGCCUGACGGGACUGACCAUCAGCGACCUYAGGCAGGAGGACAGCGGCAGCUACGCCUGUGAGGUCACCAACAGCUUCGGCUCAAAGGAAGUGUCUGGACAGCUUCACGUUAUAGAUCCACUGCGGGUGACCUUGUCUCCUAAGAAUCUGAAAACAGGCAUCAGCAGCACACUGUUCUUCACCUGCACUGUGGAGGGCUCUCCUGAAUACACCAUCACCUGGUACAGGAACACAGAGCCUAUUGCCGCUAAUCAGCACAUCUCCAUUCAGGGGCAACACAACGACACCCUGCAGAUCACAGCGGCGCAAAAGUUCCACUCUGGGGCCUACCAGUGCUUUGCUUCCCGGAAGGGCCACACUGCUCAGGACUUUUCCAUUAUUUUGUUAGAGGAUGGUACUCCUCGUAUUGUGUCUUCCUUCAGCGAGCGGGUGGUGAACCCCGGCGAACCUUUCUCCCUAAUGUGUGCUGCAAAAGGAGCUCCGCCCCCUUCCAUCACCUGGACYCUGGACGACGAGGAAGUCGUACGAGACUCCACCUACAAGACCAGCCAGUACACCCUGUCGGACGGCCUCACCGUGUCUCACGUCAACGUCAGCAGUCCGCUCAUUCGAGAUGGGGGAGUGUAUCGUUGCGUCGCACGCAACUCGGCCGGUAGCGCCGAGUACCAAGCGCGCAUAAACGUAAGAGGUCCACCUCGAAUUAGACCCAUGCGAGACAUCACAGCAGUGGCGGGCAGAAACACGUAUAUAACAUGCCGUGUGAUCGGGUACCCCUAUUACUCCAUCAAGUGGCUGAAGGACGGCAUGCAGCUGCCUGAUAAUCAUCGACAAGUGGUGUUUGAGAACGGCACCCUGAGGCUGACGGACGUGCAGAAGGGCGCCGACGAGGGGACCUACUUGUGUAGCGUUUUAAUCCAACCCCAGGUGUCAAUAAACCAGACUGUUCAUGUCACCGUCAAAGUGCCGCCGCUCAUCCAGCCCUUCGACAUCCCCUCUACCUCAGUGGGGAAGCUCAUGUACAUCGCCUGCGUGGUGUCGUCCGGCGACAUGCCCAUACGCAUCACCUGGCACAAAGACGGCCAGCUCAUCGUGCCAGGCUCGGCCUCUGGCGUCGCGAUCGAGACCAAAGAGUUCAUGAGCUCCCUGCAGAUCUCCAAGGUGACGCUGAAGCACAACGGAAACUACACCUGCCUCGCCAGAAACGCCGCUGCCAGCGUCAGCUGGGAGAGACAGCUGAUUGUCACUGUGCCGCCACGCUUUGUGGUGCAGCCCAACAACCAGGACUGCAUAUACGGGAAAGCUGGAGUUCUGAACUGCUCAGUGGAGGGUUACCCACCUCCAAAGGUCAUGUGGAAACAUGCCAAAGGUGUUGGAAACCCACAGCAAUACCAUCCAGUCCCGCUUACAGGCCGCAUCCAGAUCAUGUCAAAUGGCUCUCUGCUGAUCCGGCAUGUCCUCGAGGACGACCGAGGGUACUACCUCUGUCAGGCCUCCAAUGGCGUGGGCUCAGACAUCAGUAAAAGCAUGAUCCUCACUGUCAAGAUUCCUGCCAUGAUCACCAGUCACCCCAACACCACCAUGGCCAGGAAGGGCCAGACCAAGGAGCUGAACUGCACAGCGCGAGGCGAGCAGCCCAUUAUCAUCCGCUGGGAGAGAGGAGACACAGUCAUCGAUGCGGAGAGGAACCCCCGGUACUCCAUCACAAUCAACAAGAAGGGGGAUGAAGUCAUCUCCACCCUGAAGCUGAACCCAGCCGAGCGAGGAGACUCAGUCUUCUUCUCCUGUCACGCCAUCAACUCCUAUGGAGAYGGUCGAGGUCUCAUCCAACUCACAGUGCAAGAACCUCCAGAUCCCCCUGAGCUGGAAGUGAGGGAGGUGAAGGACAGGAGCAUGAACCUGCGCUGGAUCCAAAGGUUUGAUGGCAACAGCAUCAUUACCAGUUAUGACAUUGAGUACAAGAACAAAUCAGACUCCUGGGAUCACAUGUACACAACCAGAAACAUCUCUCCAACCAACAAUCAGGCCAACAUCGUGGAGCUUCACCCAGCCUGCGUCUACAGCAUCCGCAUGUACUCCUACAAUAAAAUUGGCCGCAGCCUCCCCAGCAAAGAGCUCACAAUCAGUACAGAGGAAGCACCACCUGACGGACCUCCAAUGGAAGUAAUCCUCCAGCCAAUGACGUCUCAGAGCAUCCGAGUUACAUGGAGGGCUCCUAAGAAGGAGCUGCAGAACGGGGUGAUCCGAGGCUAUCAGAUCGGCUACAGGGAGAACGGUCCGGGCAGCAACGGCCAGUACAGCAUCGUGGAGAUGAAAGCCACGGGGGACAGUGAAGUGUACACGCUGGACAACCUGAAGAAGUUCGCUCAGUACGGGGUCGUUGUCCAGGCCUUCAACAGGGCUGGGACCGGCCCAUCCAGCACCGAGAUCAACGCCACCACCCUGGAAGAUGUGCCGAGUGAGCCUCCACAGAACGUGCGAGCCAUCUCGGUGACGUCGGAUGAGGCGGUGAUCACGUGGGCGGAGCCUCCACGCAUGACGCUGCACGGUGUGCUGAAAGGCUACCGGGUGGUGUUUUGGUCCCUCUUCCCUGACGGAGAAUGGGGUGAGAUGCAGAACAUCACCACCACACGUGAGCAGGUGGAGCUGCGAGGCCUCGAGAAGUUCACCAACUACAGCGUCCAGGUCCUGGCCUACACUCAGGCUGGGGACGGGGUCCGCAGCAACGUUUUGUACAUCCAAACCCGCGAGGAUCUUCCUGGUCCGCCAGCUGGCAUCAAGGCUGUUCCUUCCUCUCCGAACAGCGUGGUUGUGUCCUGGUUACCUCCUCUCAAACCAAAUGGUGUUAUCCGCAAGUACACCAUCUACUGCUCCAGUCCGGGGUCUGGACAGCCGGCGCCCAGCGAGUACGAGGCCAACCCGGAGAUGCUCUUCUAUCGCAUCACGCACCUCACCCGUGGCAAACAGUACCACAUUUGGUCCGCGGCCGUGACGACCGCCGGCCGAGGCAACAUCAGCUCAAAGGUCACCGUGGAGCCUGCUGGGAAAGUGCCAGCUAAGAUCCUGUCGUUUGGGGGCACGGUUACCACCCCAUGGAUGAAGGAAGUGCGUCUGCCCUGCAGCUCGGUGGGGGAGCCCACCCCCACAAUUAAAUGGACCAAAGAAAGCGAGGACUCUGCCGUCCCCGUGACAGCCGACGUCCAGAGGCAGAUCUUAUCCAACGGCACGCUGGUGCUGCGCUCAGUCAAAGCAGAGGAUUCUGGGUACUACACCUGCACAGCGACGAACACGUUGGGCUUCGACACCAUCAUAGUCAACCUGGUGGUGCAGGUUCCUCCUGACCAGCCUCGUCUGACCGUUUCCACCACCUCCACCUCCUCCAUCACCCUGGCUUGGAUCCCUGGAGACAACGGAGGGAGCUCCAUCCGAGGAUUUGUGCUGCAGUAUUCUGUGGACAACACCGAGGAGUGGAGAGAUGUGUUCAUCAGCUCCAGUGAACGUUCCUUCAGGCUGGACAAUCUCCGCUGUGGAACAUGGUACAAAGUCAAGUUGGCCGCUAAGAACAGCGUGGGUUCAGGACGCAUCAGUGAGAUCAUCGAGGCAAAGACGCACGGGAGAGAACCAGUUUUCAACAAGGACCAGCCGCUGCUCACCCACAUCAACUCCACUCACGCAGGACUCAACCUACAGGGCUGGACCAGCGGCGGAUGCCCCAUCACUGACCUCAUGCUGGACUUCAGGCCCAAAGGCACCUGGGCCUGGCAGAGCCUCAAGGCCAACUCCACCAAUCAGCUGUUCCUCAGCGAGUUACGCGAGGCCACRUGGUACGAACUCAAAAUGAAGGCGUGCAACAGCGCCGGCUGUGGAAAUCAGACCUCCCAGUUUGCUACAACUGACUAUGACGGCAGUACAAUCCCUCCGAUUAAAUCAGCUCGUGGAGAGGGUGAUGAUGUGAAAAAACUGUUUUCUAUUGGCUCUCCAGUCAUCCUGGUCACUCUAGGCGUGGCUUUGCUUUUUAUUAUCCGCAAGAAACGCAAAGAGAAGAGGCUUAAACGACUCAGAGAUGCAAAAAGCCUGGCUGAGAUGCUGAUCAGCAAGAACAACCGCAGCAUAGACACACCUGUGAAGGGCCCUCCUCAAGGUCCGAGGCUCCACAUCGACAUCCCUCGUGUUCAGCUCCUCAUCGAGGACAAGGAAGGCAUCAAGCAGAUAGGAGAGGACAAAGCGGCGGUGCCAGUGACUGACACCGAAUUCAGCCAAUCAGUGAACCCACAGAACUUCUGCACAGGAGUGUCUCUGCAUCACCAAGCUCUCAUCCAGAAUUCAGGGCCUCUGAUCGACAUGUCCGACAUCCGCCCGGGUACAAACCCCGUGUCCAGGAAGAGCAUUAAAUCAGCUCACAGCUCCAGGAACAGAUACUCCAGCCAAUGGACGCUGAGCAGACCGUGUCAGAGCCAGUCCACGGCCUCGGCACGGACCCUGACCUCGGACUGGAGGACCAUGGGCUCUCAUGGCAUCACAGCAACGGAGAGUGACAGCUACAGCGCCAGCCUCUCCCAAGACACAGAUAAGGGCCGCAACAGCAUGGUGUCAACAGAGAGCGCCUCGUCCACUUACGAGGAGUUGGCCAGAGCUUACGAGCACGCCAAGCUGGAGGAGCACCUGCAGCACGCCAAGUUCACCAUCACCGAGUGCUUCAUCUCCGACAGCUCCUCRGACCAAAUGACCACAGGCACCAACGACCCGGCAGAAAGCAUGACCUCCCUCAGCACGCCGUCUGAACCGGGCAUCUGCCGCUUCACCGCAUCCCCACCCAAACCACAGGACUAUGACCGGGGUAAAAAUGUGGCUGUGCCCAUUCCCCACCGUGCUAACAAAAGUGAAUUCUGCAAUCUACCGCUCUACAUGAAGGCAGACCCAUUCUUCCGUAAGCAAGGGGACCUGCAUGACCCGUGCCCGGCUGUGCCACCGCGGGAAGCCUCGAUCCGCAGCCUGACGCAGCGGGCGUAUCACACCCAGGGCCGUCACAAGACUCUUGACCCUUCCAAGCAGCAGGCCCUGACGCUGGGCCACUCCGGGCUGGGCAGCCUGGGCGCGAGCUCAGGCACCGCCACCCUGCCGCAGAGGACUCUCACCAUGCCCAGCUCCAGCAACACGGCGACAGCUUCCACUUCCAGCACGAGCAGCAACCCCACCAACAGCAACAAGGUGGGGGGCUCCAGAGACUCGCUGCUAGAGAGCAGCUCCUCCGCUCUGGGGAGACUGCAGAAACAGAGCGUGGGGGCCUACUCCAAGUCGUACACGUUGGUGUAGCCCCCCCGUCCCCUGCACAGACUCGCUUCGCUGUCCCGCUCCUCAGCCAGCACCGCUCUCUGGUACUCAUAAGUCUGGGCCAGAAUGGGCAUCUUUCUUUAAACCAAACUUAUGGUGGACUGCCCAGCUUCCUGUUGUAUCCUCCACAGGAAGUGAGGGGUGUCCCCGCAUCCCAGACAGAGACCCAGCUAACCCUACUUUUCAUGUUCACAAGAACGAACUACUAACUUCAACUAACAGUUCCAGCCGGCUGGUGCUCAGCUCCACUCAAUUCCUGCAGGAGACACAGCAAAAAUAUAUAAAUAAAAAAAGAAUGUGAUUUCAGUGGUCAUUUAGAAAUACUGACUGUAACCGAAGAACUUAUAAAGCUCUGUGUUCAUGACAAUGAAGACUACAAGAGCCAGUAUGAAGCUGUGUGGCCAUCCCGUCUCAUAAACACGCACACACAUACACACACACACACACACACACACUUACAUUUACUGUCCUCCAUAGUUUUAUUUUUGUCACUUUGCAAGACUUCCAGUUAAGUUCCUUGUUUCUCUCGCCCUCUUUUGUGUCUCUCAAAGUCCCCAAAUUGUUAUUAGCAGACGUGAUUCCAAAAAGUUCAGGUUCACUUCCACAGACGUCGAAUUUCCACACAGAUUUCUCUCCACUCAUCUCUGCACAGCUAAACGCGCUGAACCAUCACAACCCCUACAACCCAGAUGUAACUUCUCACAUGGCAAAUAGAGAAUAUUUGGUAUUAUAAAGAAUUUUACAUAUAUAUUUCUAUGUAGGUAUAUUAACUGACAUUUAAGUGAAAAAGUAAAUAUGACAAAGUAUAAAUUGUAUGUACUACGACAAGCGUGGUAGUAUGUACAGCAAUUUAACGUUAUGGUCAAAUUUUAACAAUGAGACAAUCGCGCAAUCAUGAAAUUUUAAAAAGAAGAAGAGGAAUUUAGAAGUUGUUGGACUUGAGAAAGGAAAAUGUUUAAUAUAUAUGUGAGAUAUUCUGUAUAUUACUGUAAAAUGGCCAGCUUGUAGAGGAGAAGCUGGAUUAAAGGAUUACAUCAUCCCUGGGCUGUGACGCCUUCUUGGUGUGUUUGAUGGAAACAAUCAGGACCCUUCGGUGAAAGAAACAGUUCAGGGUUUUUUGAAAUGAGGUUCUGUGGGAAGAUUUUGAACAGUAAAUAUCUUACCUGUUGUUUACAGAAAUGGGAGUUUAAAUGGGACUGCGCUGAGRGGGAAUGAAACCAAUGUGGAUUGCUGAAAAAACUAGAAUCUUAAUUGUUUUAUGGCAUUUGUUGCUAUUUUAUGACGUCAGUUGUGUUGCAUUUAAUUUACCUCAGAAAUCAGAAUUGGAUCUGGGAAUGACGUCAGAUCUGACUUUACUGUGUUCCAGCUGUACCUUGGAAUAGCAAUGCAAGUGAAAAAUKGUGGAUUCAAACAUUGUAGCAACAUGUUUACUCAUAUAAGUUGGUCAGRGCUAUAGUUUAUCACUGCACCUAUCACAGCUUUUCAUGAGCAAGGCAGCCAUAUUAGUUUUAAGGUCAAGUGCUGGUCAGGAAGCUCCAAUUCCUUGAGUUGCAAUUCUGARGUUGCGGGGUCAUUUAAGUUGAUUUUUCUGACAUGGAACCUAAAACUUCCAAUGUCCAAGUACAUAUGUAGCACGGCAGGAAGGGCUCCAGGCUUCACCGGAAAUGCUACAGCUAGCUGAUGCAGGGUUUCCUCCUGAAAACUUGCUAAUGCCAACAGGAACACUUGUAAUCCCAUGGAGGGGUAGUGGCGCUAAUGCUGCAGUAGUGGACUGCUACAUUGCUAAUGCUAGGUGCUAGCCACUUUUCAUUUUGCACAAAUCUCUGGUGGUGCAAAAAAAAUACCUCUCCUGGUGCUGGCUCUAAAUAAACAGGCAACACUUAGCCUGGCAGAGAGGAAAGAAAGGACAGGUGGGCCGCCAGGGCUGUAAUACACCCUUCUGAUGCUAUCCGCUUUUCCAAAAAACUGUAACAUUACAUACAACUCUGCAAUGAAUUGAUUGUAAAAGUUUAUAAAACUGCAUUCAUACAAACUGCUAGAAGUUUUUAAUAUUACAUUAUUACAUUACUGUUUUAAGAUAGCAACAGCAACAACACACUUUGCUUCGUUUUCUAGUUUUUAGCCCAUAAUCUUGUCAGGAAUAAACUCGUUUUUUCCAACUGAGCUCAUUCUAAGAGCUAUCUACAACAGACAAUAUAUUUACUGUUCAUAACUUUUUCACUGAACCCCCACUCCAAAAGCUAUGAACUGUUGUUUUAGGCUCAGUUCAAACACAUUCAGGAGUCAAAUCAGCGUCUCGUUCAAUCUCUAAAUGUUUCCUGUGCUGCAAAGUGGUCCCAGACUUCAUUUCUGAAGGCCUCCUCUAGUUUGGAGGCUCACAGAUCCGGCUUUAGCCACUUGGCCAAACGUUGCUCCUCAAAGAAAAGGAGCGGAGCAAAUGCCAGUCACGAUGUGAAUGAAGUGAAAUKAUUUAAAGUCUACAGAUCUUAUAUGUCAGGGAGUUCAGUUUAGAAGUUUCUAUGACAUUCACAGAAUUGAUAUCMUUGAUGUUGUCCUGUCUGAAGUACUGUAAAAAAAUGUUCCUUUUUUUCUGUUGUACACAAGAACCUAUUGGAAUGCCUAUUUUUAAAGCAUUUCUAUUAUAGUGUUUUGUGUUUUUACAUUAUUUAUUCAUUUGUUUGGUUAGGGGAGGGGGAUCUGUUUUGAUUUGUAAUGUUCACAUGUUUGGACUUUGUCCAGAUUUUUGGUUUCAGGGGUCUAAAGAGUGCAAGUUUAUCUGACCUGUGUGGUUCAGCCAAGAAAAAUCAGGGACUCGCAGCUCUUUUGGGUCAUACAUACUGCUACUGUAUUGUGUAUAUAACUGGACUGGAGUCGGUCUGUAAAACAUGAAUCAUUUCGGCUUUUUGUCAUUUCCCUCCCCUCGCACUCAGAUAAACCGAAGUACAAAUUCACCACCCUAACCAUGCUCCAUCAUCUUCGUCAGUGUUUGUUUUCAAAAUUGAAUCUUGUACAGAAAACAGAUUUUGUAUGAAGAACUAUUUUCUUCAGAAUAAAUCAGGGGACACAUCAAGGUUUAAAUGCCCCACUUUCAAAUUUGAAAUGUUAUCAAAAAUAAAAUACUUUAUUUCUGAAAUGGGCAAAAAAAUAAAUAAAUAAAAAAGAUUUUUUUCUCUCUCUCUCUGUUUUUGAUACUAAUUUGUUGAUUUUUUUCUCUUUUUUUAAAAAAAGGUAUUUUUUGAUGUUGUCAUUUGUCCUCUAUACUUUUUUAUUACUAUUAUUUUGUAUUUUGUUCAUCCUCAGAAAAGUCAUUGCAUGCUUGCUAAAAGGGAAAAAUUGAUGAGGAGUGAAAAAAAAUGUAUGAAAAUCAAAACAUAAAAAAAAUGUUGAGGGUAUCCCGAACAUUUCUUUGAGUUGCUUGUUACGGCAAUUGCUUGUGUUCAAAGGUACAUUUUCUAUGAAAAGAAAGCAAAAACUAAAAAGAUCAUUCUAACACCUUGUGCAAUAAAGCUAUCUUUCAUAWGUCA